This is a messenger RNA of Aegilops tauschii subsp. strangulata, 1105 nucleotides long. RefSeq names its product auxin-responsive protein SAUR72-like. Gene Ontology annotation, biological process: response to auxin. NCBI's taxonomy places the organism in Eukaryota, Viridiplantae, Streptophyta, Magnoliopsida, Poales, Poaceae. The record is from RefSeq and is a predicted model, not a curated record.
GCAAAGGAUUUGUAAAUGCCAACCGAGAAAAAUAAUGACAAGAGGGCCUGUGUAACGCACAACUUGCAGCUCUGCCGUUAUAUAAGAAGGAGCCACCAUGGCCGCCUCAGUACAAACGCCUUGUGUCCUCUCACCUCUAGUGUCCUCCCUCGCCAAGAACCCGCCGCCGCCGUCGCCUCCCGGCCUCCGCUUCUAAGCCUCGAGGUCUCCGGCGUCAACCGAAGCAGCAGCGACAUGAAGCGCCUGCUCAGACGGCUCUCCCGCGUGGCCGCGGCCGACGCCUGCGCAUCCGCCGCGUACCAGCCGCUUCGGCCCGACGCUGCGGCGAAGGGCUCCUCCGCAGUCUCCUCUCCCUCGUCCUCAUUCUUCGGCGCGCGGAGGCUCGGCAGGGGCGCGCGGGUGCCGGAGGGGCACGUGCCGGUGUGCGUCGGAGAGGAGGGCGGCCCCGUGGAGCGCUUCGCCGUGCGGGCCGAGCUGCUGGGCCAGCCGGCGUUCAAGGCCCUGCUCCGGCGCGCCGCGCAGGAGUACGGCUACGGCCACCCAGGCGCGCUCCGCAUCCCCUGCGCCGUCGCCGACUUCCGCCGCCUCCUCCUCGGCCUCUCCGACCCCAGCUCCCAGGCCACCGACGACGACGACUCCGCGCUCUACUACUAGAGGCCUUCCAGCCCUUCUCCCCCGUCUCACCGUCCUCGUUCGGCUACCAUGGAGGGCGUGAUGGAAAAUUUGCCCCCUGGCAAAGGCAAAUCGGUGAACCAGCAGAGCAAAAUGCCAGCUGCUGCGCUCUGACCGAUCUGCCCCUGCGUGGAUGCUGUACAUAGGGAGGUCACAUGGGGUUGGCGGAGGGCAGGACGGGAUUCCGCCGCAUUUUCUACUGCAGCUCAGCAAUUUUAGGACCUGCUGUCUUGUGGGAAUUAGGGCUGUAAUUUCUUCUUUUCUCUUCUUUUUCUGAGUGUUCUUCUAGCUAGCUCUAGAUCUAGCUCUGGUAGUGCAAUGGAGCUUCUUCUUCCUCUUCAUUGGCUAGGGAUUUUGAGACCUUGAUAACACAUCAUGUAAGCCGCAAGGUUCGCCUCGUAUGAGUGAAAUGGAUGAUUUUGCUACUGCAAAA